CCGCCCAGGCUGGCCAGCCCCAGCUGGAAAGACGCAGGGCUGACUUUCCUACUCCUUUCGAGUCCUUUCAUGGCUGAGCUGCCAUACAUGUCACAUCCCAGAAGCAGGGUCUGCCGUCAUGGGCACUGCUGUUGGUCCCUGGGAAAGGGGUCCCAGGAGACUGGUAGCUUGUGCUUCUCCGUUCCACCUUCUAUCAGCUGCAGGAAUCCAGCCAUGGUGAAUGAAGCCCGAGGCAGCAGCUCUUCGGAGGGCAGCAGUAGUGGCAGUGAAGGUUCCAAAGACAGCUCCCGCUGUCCCACCCCAGUGCUGGAUGCUGAGCGGCAUGAGCGACUUCGAGAGAAGAUGCACCGGAGGAUGGACUCAGGGGACAGGUGGUUCUCCUUGGAGUUUUUCCCUCCUCGAACUGCCCAGGGAGCAGUCAAUCUCAUCUCUAGGUUUGACCGCAUGGGGGCAGGUGGCCCCCUCUUUGUGGAUGUAACCUGGCACCCGGCAGGGGAUCCUGGCUCAGACAAGGAGACCUCAUCCAUGAUUAUCGCCAACACAGCUGUAGACUACUGUGGCCUGGAGACUGUCCUGCACAUGACCUGCUGUCACCAGACUCGGGAUGAGAUCACCAGCAACCUGCACAAGGCCAAGCGGCUGGGCCUAAAGAAUAUCAUGGCAUUGCGAGGAGACCCCAUGGGAGAUGAGUGGGAGGAAGAAGAAAAUGGCUUCUGCCAUGCCGUGGACCUAGUGAAACAUAUCCGCAGUGAGUUUGGUGACUACUUUGACAUCUGUGUAGCAGUCAUUUCCCCAAACUCGUCACCUUGCCUCAGUGGCGCUGAGAGUCAUCUCAGACGAUCAGAACGCCAUGCACAGCAGGUCAAGGUCAUGAUGGGCCAGGCUUCCUGGCGUCUUAACUUGGUGAGGAACCUCAGAGGUCAUGUAGUGCAGCCUUUCCUGGGCACUCCUCUCUCCAGCCUUCCCAAUCACUUCCCACCCAGACUCUGCUGGAACGUUGCCAUCAAUGGUUACCCCAAGGGUCACCCAGAGGCAGCAAGCUUUGAAGAGGACCUUCAGCACCUCAAGGAGAAGGUGUCUGCAGGGGCCGACUUCAUUAUCACGCAGCUCUUCUUCCAGGCGGACACCUUUUUAAAUUUCGUCAAAGCCUGUACGGCGAUGGGCAUCACAUGUCCCAUCCUUCCGGGAAUCUUCCCCAUCCAGGGUUACCACUCCCUGCGGCAGCUGGUGAAGCUCUCCAAGCUGGAAGUGCCACAAGAAAUCAAAGAUGUGAUCGAGCCAAUCAAGGACAACGAUGCUGCCAUCCGCAACUAUGGAAUCGAGCUGGCUGUGGCCAUGUGCCAGGAGCUGCUGGCUAGUGGCUUGGUGCCUGGCCUCCACUUCUACACCCUCAACCGGGAGGUGGCCACUGUGGAGGUGCUGAAGAGGCUGGGCAUAUGGAACGAGGAUCCCAGGCGGCCUCUGCCAUGGGCUGUCAGUGCCCAUCCCAAGCGCCGAGUAGAGGACGUCCGGCCGAUCUUCUGGGCCUCCAGACCAAAGAGCUACAUCUACCGAACCCAAGCGUGGGAUGAAUUUCCCAAUGGCCGCUGGGGGAACUCCUCUUCCCCGGCCUUUGGUGAGUUGAAGGACUAUUAUCUCUUCUGCCUGAAGAGCAAGUCCCCGAGGGAAGAGCUGCUGAAGAUGUGGGGGGAGGAGCUGACCAGCGAAGAAAGUGUCUUCCAAGUGUUUACCUACUAUCUCUCUGGAGAACCCAAUCAGAGUGGUCACAAAGUGACCUGUUUACCUUGGAACGAUGAGCCUCUGGCAGCUGAGACCAGUCUGAUGAAGGAGGAGCUGCAGAAGGUGAAUCAGCGAGGCAUCCUCACCAUCAACUCCCAGCCCAAUAUCAACGGGAAGCCGUCCACUGACCCCAUUGUGGGCUGGGGCCCCAGUGGCGGCUAUGUCUUCCAGAAGGCAUAUCUGGAGUUCUUUACCUCCAGUGAAACAGUGGCAGCUCUUCUCCAGGUGCUAAAGAAAUAUGAGCUCCGUGUCAAUUACCACAUUGUCAAUGUCAAGGGUGAGAACAUCACCAAUGCCCCUGACCUUCAGCCCAACGCUGUGACAUGGGGCAUAUUCCCUGGGCGGGAGAUCAUCCAGCCCACGGUGGUGGAUCCUGUCAGUUUCAUGUUUUGGAAGGACGAGGCCUUUGCCCUGUGGAUUGAGCAAUGGGGGAAGCUGUAUGAAGAGGAAUCCCCAUCACGGAUGAUCAUCCAGUAUAUCCAUGACAAUUAUCACCUGGUCAACCUAGUGGACAAUGAGUUCCCCUUGGACAACUGUUUGUGGCAGGUCCUAGAAGACACCUUUGAGCUCCUCAGCAGGCCAGCCCCACAGUGAAGGGGCCGUCCUCCUCAGCUCCCCAGCCAUCCUUUCUUUCCUCUCUUCCCUGUGUUCCUCUAAGGAUUCUCCAGCUGUUUUUUUUUCUCCAUCCCAUCCCAUCAUACAUGCCCUGGCUCCCAUCCCCAUCCCUCCCCCAGUGACAGCUGCUAGGCUGGUUCAUGACCUCUGUGCUUGGAUUCAACCAGAGUCUGUUCUGCACUCGAGCCUUAGGGGGAGUUUCCCCUACACUACAAUUAUGCUGUUUUCCCCUUUUGUUGGGGAUUAAUUCCAUCCUGCGACCCUGUAAUGGCCCGAGGCCAUGGAGAAAGGCUGGCCAUCCAGGGCCACCUUUCAGUUCUCCUGGCUAGGGGACAUGGCCUGAGACUGAGCGCUGGACCAGAGUGUCUGGCUAGCCAGCUGGGCCUUCCAAAGAAACUGUCCUGUUCUCUUUCCUGGGCAACAUGCUGAUGUUUAGGGCCCAGACAUAACCGGAAAUGCCCCCCUAUGUGUGGAGAGAUGGGACUGUGACUAGACACAUGGAUGCUGGACUUUGGGGUCCUUUUGCCUCAGGGACCUUGGCCUAGUUCUUGCCUCAGUUUCCCCAUCUAUGAAAGGAGAGGUGAGCAUGAACUCUUCUGCCUUCCUAGGCAAGCACACAGACCUCGGGCUGUCACAUGACCACUGUAAGCUGUUCUUACCCUCUUCUGUUGGAGCCUUGGUCAAGGCUGUGGUUCCAUAUUUACUGCCAUUUUUCUUUUCCUGAUUGACCUGUGUUUAAUCUGUCUGGGCAACUCCCAGUGUGGAGUCUCCCUCUCAUCUUCCUUAUUCCAAGACUGGCCCUCUGUCCACUACACUAGCCUUCCUUUGUUUCUACCAUAAGCUGCUUUGUUUCCAUAGGUUCCUGGUUUGAAAGAAAACACCUUAUGGAGUUUCAAGUCACUUCAGAAGUGUCCUCACUGGGGCCCCUGCCCUCAUCUUCCUCCUUAGGGAGGUAGGGAGGAGCAAGAGUCGAUGACCCUUAAGGGCAAAGGGGUCAGUCACAUGGUUGGAGCAGCCUUGGGGCUGCUCACUUCCUCUUCCAGUGCUGGGCCUGUUUGCGUUCUCAUAGGGAGCCCCUUGACCACCACUAUAUUUGCAAUAUUUGCUGCUUUUUUAAUGAUACCUCUUCUUCCUCUACCAAGCUCAGGUCUGGUCUGCUCAGUCUUUUUCCUUCCUCUUCUAAAGAUGUUUGUCUUGUGUGUGAAUGAAUGUCAGUAAGUAGCA
Phascolarctos cinereus (koala) is the source of this 3618-nucleotide messenger RNA. It is a transcript of the gene MTHFR, whose product is annotated as methylenetetrahydrofolate reductase. The record is from RefSeq and is a predicted model, not a curated record. Gene Ontology annotation, molecular function: methylenetetrahydrofolate reductase [NAD(P)H] activity; FAD binding. Gene Ontology annotation, biological process: tetrahydrofolate interconversion. NCBI's taxonomy places the organism in Eukaryota, Metazoa, Chordata, Mammalia, Diprotodontia, Phascolarctidae. Gene Ontology annotation, cellular component: cytosol.